AUGGAGGAGAAGUCCCAACUCCAAAUGCCAAUGGUGAAACUGGGUAAUCAAGGACUGGAGGUAUCUAGAUUGGGCUUGGGAUGCGGGGGACUUUCAGGAAUUUACAAUGCCCCUCUUUCCCAUGAUGCUGGAUGUUCCAUUAUAAAAGAAGCAUUUAAUAAGGGUAUCACCCUCUUUGACACUGCUGAUAUCUAUGGAGAAAAUUAUGACAAUGAGAUCAUGAUUGGAAAGGCUUUGAAGCAGCUUCCUCGCCAAAAGAUUCAAUUAGCUACGAAAUUUGGCGUUACCAAAUUAGAGGAUGGUCAAUGGGGGGUCAAGGGAACUCCUGAAUAUGUGCGGGAAUGCUGUGAAGCUAGUCUUAAGAGACUAGAUGUGGACUAUAUCGAUAUAUACUAUCAGCAUCGUGUGGACACUUCACUGGCAAUAGAGGAAACUAUGAGGGAGCUCAAGAAGCUGGUGGAGGAGGGAAAGAUAAAAUACAUUGGGCUAUCUGAAGCAAGUGUAGACACAAUAAGGAGAGCCCAUGCUAUUCUUCCCAUCACCGCAGUCGAAAUGGAGUAUUCUCUGUGGACUCGUGAUAUUGAAGAUGAUAUAAUUCCACUCUGCAGGUACAUUGUUGUCUAG
Molecule: messenger RNA, 624 nt
Organism: Ilex paraguariensis (yerba mate)
Lineage: Eukaryota; Viridiplantae; Streptophyta; Magnoliopsida; Aquifoliales; Aquifoliaceae
Source: the annotation of a GenBank genome assembly